GAAGACUUGCGGGGAGGAAUGUUGAGUCCAGGCUCUCUUCGGUGGGCUUUGGUGACAUUCCUGAUUAUUUCUGGAUUCAACUAUGGAUCUGAAUCUACUGAGAAAAAGAGAGCCAAAAGGGGCAUCAAUCAGGAUCAGCCUCGCUUGUCCUCUGAAAGGGGCAAUUUAGUGUUCCAUACUGGCUCUGCCAAAAAUAUUGAAUUCAGAACCGGAUCGCAGGGCAGAAUAAAAGUUAACGAAGAAGACCUUGUGGAGACUUUGAUCCAGAUCAGAAAGAAUAAAGAUGAGAUUCUGGAACUGAAAAGAAUCGCUGGUAUCCCUCAAAAUAUUUCCAGUCAGAUGACACAGCUUCAUUCUAAGAUUGUGAAUAUUGAAGGCAGACUUCAAAGCCUUGAGCAGACUAUCCUGAGAAAAGCCUGUAGCAGCAAUCCCUGCCAGAAUUCUGGAACCUGCAUUGAUUUGCUAGAUGCCUUCUUCUGUCUUUGCCCCAACAACUGGCAGGGGCCAUUCUGUUCUGCUGAUGUUAAUGAAUGUCAGAUUUACGCUGGGACACCUCUAGGCUGCCAGAAUGGGGCAACAUGUGUAAAUACCCCAGGUAGUUACAGCUGCUCCUGUACACCAGAAACUUAUGGACCUCACUGCAUGUCAAAAUUUGAUGACUGCCAAGGGAGAUCUCCAGCUCUCUGUGGGCAUGGGCUCUGUGUUGAUGGAAACAGGGAGCAACCUGGUCAGCCCAAGUACAGCUGCAUCUGUGAUGCUGGCUGGAUGGCGCCGCCAGGGAGUCCUGCCUGCACUGCAGACAUCGAUGAGUGUAGCCUCCCUAAACCGCCCUGCUCUCUGGAUCCUCCUGUGCAGUGCCAAAACAAUCCAGGCUCUUACUCCUGCGGUCCUUGUCCAUCAGGUUGGCAAGGAAACGGCUACACCUGCCAAGAUAUUAACGAAUGUGAGAUAGAUAAUGGAGGCUGUUCAACUGCCCCAAUGGUUCGGUGCAUCAACACCAUGGGCUCCUUCCAUUGCGGCUAUUGCCCACCAGGCUAUGAAGGAGAUGGGAAAGUGUGCACCCAGGUUAAUAUUUGCUCAAUAAACAACGGAGGUUGUCAUCCACUCGCUGCAUGUACCAGUAUAUCAGGCCUUUUGCCUAGUUGUAUCUGCCCGCCUGGAUACACUGGGAGUGGCUACGGCCCCAGUGGAUGUGUUGCACUGAGCACUAUCUGCCAAACCCAAAACCCUUGUCUAAAUGGAGUGUGUCUUACUACAGUCUCUGGCUACAACUGUGUGUGUCAUCCUGGCUGGACGGGUGCCAACUGUACAGAAAACAUUGAUGAGUGCUCCAGCAAUCCUUGCCAGCAUGGAGGAAGUUGCACCGAUGCGGUGAAUGGCUACUCUUGUGAAUGUACAAGCAGUUGGACUGGACCUCAAUGCCAGACACCCCAACAAGCGUGUGGUGGGUCACUUUCAGGCCUGUCAGGCUCAUUCAGCUACCUUAAUCACACUGAGCAAUAUAAUCAGCCGGUCAGCUGCGCUUGGGUGGUUCGGACUACAAACAACAAGAUCCUGCGCAUCACAUUUCCAGUCUUCCAGCUGGAGGAGAGUAUCAGCUGCAGGUCAGGCUUUCUCCAGAUUCACGAUGGAGAGUCGGCUUCAGCAAACUUGCUGGGGAAAUAUUGUGGGUCUUCUCCCCCAGAAGAGCUUUUCAGCAGCCAUAACUCUUUGUAUUUCUGGCUCCACUCUGACCACAUGAUGAAUGCACGAGGGUUUACAGUUCAUUGGGAGUCCCGGCAGCCGGUGUGUGGUGGUGAGCUGACUGGUACUUACGGCUCAAUUAAUUCACCUGGCUAUCCUGGUAACUACCCUCCCAACAAGGAUUGCUACUGGAUCAUCUCGACCAAUCCCAGCCUCCUCAUCACGUUUGCUUUUGGCACACUGAGUCUUGAGCACCAUGAUAAUUGCAGCCAGGACUACCUGGAGAUUCGUGAUGGUCUCCUCCCUCAAGAUCCCCUCCUUGGAAGAUAUUGCAGCUCUAUGUUGCCACCUCCUCUUCAAACCACUGGCCCAUAUGGCUUUGUUCAUUUCCAUUCCGAUGGUUCUAAUAGUGACAGAGGCUUCCAUAUCACAUAUACAACAUCAACCGCGGAUCCCAACUGUGGUGGAAACUAUACAGGCAGCAGUGGGGUUCUCAUGUCCCCCUACUGGCCCAAUCCUUACCUUAACAACAGGCAAUGUAUCUACAUCAUCCGACAACCACCCGGUGAAAAAAUGAUCCUCAAUUUUACACACCUGGAGCUGGACAGUCAUCCCAGCUGCAAUUGGAACUACGUUGAGGUCCGGGAUGGUGACACUGAGAUGGACGCCUUAAUCAACAAGUUCUGUGGCAACAAUACACUUCCUUCAGCUAUCACUUCCCAUGGCAGCAACCUCUGGGUCAAGUUCAAGUCUGAUACCUCAGUACAAAGAUCUAGCUUCAGGGCUGUUUAUGAUGUCGCCUGUGGAGGAGCUUUGUCCGGUGAAGGUGUCAUCAGAUCACCCUAUUAUACCAGGCCAUUGUCUCAUUACAAGAUCUGCGAGUGGAUCAUCUCUCAGCCAGAAGGCCAUCGAGUGAUUCUAAACUUCACUGACUUUCGGCUCCGUAACAUCAGCAGUUGUGACUUGGAUUAUGUUGAGGUCAGAGAUGGAAACAAUGUGAAUGCUCCUUCCUUGGGGAAAUACUGUGGCGAAACUGUGCCUUCAGUAAUUCAAUCUAUGCGUAACAAUCUAUAUAUCAAAUUCAGAGCUUUUUCUGCUGAAAACCUUGGCUUCCUAGCUGAAUACAAGUCUUUGGAUGCAGCAUGUGGAGGGACUCUCACAGAACCAAACGGAAUCAUCUCAAGUCCUGGCUACCCAGCGAUCUACCCGCAUGGUGUCAGAUGUGCAUGGACCAUCUUAGUUCAGCCUGGUCACUUGAUCCGUCUGACCUUUUCAUAUUUCUACUUGGAAUUUGAUUAUAACUGCAACAGAGAUUACCUUGAAAUCUAUGACAACAGCACUAUGACAACGCUAGGGCGGUACUGUGGGAGGUCGGUCCCACCAUCUAUGACCAGCGGUGGCAAUACGUUGAUGUUAUCUUUUGUGACAAACCGCAAUAUUGCCUCUGAAGGGUUCUCAGUUAAUUAUGUUUCAUUGAAUUCAUCUACAGUCUGUUCACAUGAGUACACGGAGGCGACCGGUGAGUUAACAUCUCCAAACUAUCCUGGCCACUAUCCCAACCGAAUGGCAUGCAUCUACAGGAUCCACGUGGGGAACAACAAACAGAUUGCUUUGCACUUCACCAACUUCUCUUUGGAGGAAGGGGCCAGGUGUUCAAGUGAUUACGUAGAACUCAGGGAUGGAGGUUACGAAACAUCGCCAUUGCUUGGGAAAUACUGCGGCUCAACGUUGCCUCCAGUGACAAUCUCCCAGAGUAACAAACUGUGGAUAAAGUUUGAAAGUGAUUUUUUGCAUACGAGCACUGGAUUCUCAGCCUACUGGGAUGGAACAUCAACAGGUUGUGGUGGAACCCUUGCAACUUCUUCUGGAAUCUUUACGUCUCCCAACUAUCCAUUACCUUACUACCACAAUUCAGAAUGCUACUGGCUCCUCAAGUCAAGUCAUGGAAGCCCUUUUGAACUCCAGUUUGAUCAGUUCCACCUAGAGCCUCAUUCAAGUUGUCAAUAUGACUAUGUUGCUGUCUAUGAUGGCAACAGUACCAAUGCUAAGAUGCUGGGCAAAUUUUGUGAUGACCAGAUACCACCCACCCUCCACUCUACUGGGGACAGUUUGUAUGUAAAACUGAGGACAGAUGCCACUUUGGGAGGCGGAGGUUUCUUUGCUCGUUAUAAGCAGAUUUGCCAGGGUGUGGUCAUUGCCAACCGUAGCCAAGGCAUCUUGGAGAGUUUGAACUACCCUAAUAAGUAUCCUCCGGAUUCACUUUGCACCUGGACCAUCCAAACUACAACUGGCAAUACACUCAACUACAGCUUCUCAGACUUUAGCACAGAAGGAGGAGAAAACUGUGGGCGUGACCAUUUAAAGCUUUAUGAUGGACCCAAUGCCCAAUCCAGCCUCAUAGGCACAUUCUGUGGCAAUACUGAUGUCCCAGCGGGAGGCACAACAGGCUCCAGCCUUCAUGUGGUGUUUUUCUCUGAUAAAAUAGGCGAAUCUACAGGAUUUCAGAUGUUAUGGCAUGUAAAUGGGUGUGGUGCAGAGCUUUCUGGGACAUCUGGAUCUUUCCAUAGCCCAGGAUAUCCAAACAAGUACCCUAACAAUAGGGAAUGUCACUGGUAUAUUCACACAGCCCCGGGUAGUAGCAUUCAACUCACCAUAGUGGAAUUUGACGUUGAAUACCAUUCAAGUUGCAACUAUGAUGUUUUAGAGAUCUAUGGUGGGCCUGACUUCUCUUCUCCCAGGUUGGCCCAGCUGUGCGCCCCCAGAUCGCUACAAAAUCCCCUACAUGUCUCUAGCACUGGAAAUGCAGUUUCGGUCCGAUUCAAGGCAAACAGAUUUGUGAAUGGAAGGGGCUUCAAUGCCACUUGGCAAGAGAUACCUGGAGGUUGCGGAGGAGUUUUCCAAGCUCCAAGCGGUGAAAUCCAUUCUCCCAACUAUCCUCAGCCUUACAGCAAUAGCAGUGACUGCUCUUGGGUCAUUCGAGUCGAUGGGGGCCACCGUGUUCUGCUGAACUUCACAGACUUUGAAAUAGAAUCUCAUCGUUCAUGUAACUAUGACUAUGUUGCAGUAUUUGAUGGUUCCAAUGCUGAAGCUCCACUUCUUCGGAAAGUUUGUGGGCAGCAGCGACCUUCUCCUAUCCUGUCCACCCAAAAUACCAUAUUUGUACGGUUUCGCUCUGACAGCACUGUCCAUCUCAGAGGCUUUAGGGCUCAAUUCACUGAAGAAUGUGGAAGUGUCUUGGAAGUUGAUUCAGUUGGUGCUGCCAUUUCCUCUCCUCUGUACCCGGCCAAGUACCCAAACAAUCAGAAUUGCAGUUGGAUUAUCCUAGCUCAGGAACCAUUCAAUCAUGUCACACUGUCAUUUACUGACUUUGAAACUGAAGACAGACGGCAUAAUUGCAGCACUGAUUACGUAGAAAUUCAGGAAGGGGAUAAUUAUGAUGCACCUCUGCAGGGGCGCUACUGUGGCACCACCAUUCCACAUCCUGUCACUUCUUUUGGCAGUGCUUUGUCUGUCAAUUUCAUCUCCAAUGAUGCAAAUACUGCCAAAGGUUUCCAUGCCAUUGUUGCUGCAUCAACAUCUGCUUGUGGAGGUACCUUUCAUAUGGAGAGAGGAGCCUUCAAUAGCCCCAACUUCCCUGAGCCUUACCCGCCAAAUAUUGAAUGUGUCUGGAACAUUCUGGUCUCCCCUGGCAACCGGCUCCAGCUGUCUUUCACAGAUUUUCAGAUGGAAGCAAGUGACGACUGCAACAAGGACUACCUAGAAAUUAGAGAAGCCAAUGUCAGUGGCCAUCUGGUGGGACGAUUCUGUGGCGACUCUGUGCUGGAGAAUUAUACGUCUAUCACUGGGCACGGCCUGUGGGUUAUAUUUGUCUCAGAUGCCUCAGGUGAUGGAAGGGGCUUCCAGGCCACAUUUGCUCACAUGUUUGGAAAUACUGUGGUGGGAAGCAGUGGACAAAUUGCAUCUCCACUGUGGCCUAGAAAUUACCCUCACUACUCCAACUAUCAGUGGACAAUAACUGGCAACACAACACAAGUGGUCCAUGGUCAGAUCACACAGAUGGAUAUUGAAGAUGCAUAUAGAUGCUACUUUGACAAGCUGAAGGUAUAUGAUGGGCCCAACACGCACUCUCGUCUCAUAGGAACGUACUGUGGUGUAGCCCCAUUUUCUUUCACCACCUCUGGAAGCUCUGUUACUCUCCAGUUCACCUCUGAUUUUUCUGUAAAUGGAAAGGGCUUCCUUUUGGACUGGAAUAUGGUGGAAGCACCUACAGCUGUGGGACAUGCCAUUCCUAUAGGAGCCUGUGGAGGUUUCUCAAGAACCAGUGAAACACCUUCAUUUCUGUUUUCACCGAACUGGCCUUCCAACUACAGAAAUUUUGCUGAUUGUACAUGGGUUAUCAGAGCGCCAGACUCAACAGUGGAGAUCAACAUCCUAUCCUUGGAUAUUGAGUCUCAUCGCUCAUGCAACUACGAUAAACUUGUCCUGAGAGAUGGAGACAACAGCCUUGCACCAGUCCUGGCCACUCUAUGUGGUCGUGAAGUUCCUGGACCAAUAAGAUCCACUGGGAAUGCUUUGUACAUCCGCUUCACUUCAGAUGCAAGUAUUACCGGUGCUGGGUUUAAUGCUUCUUACCACAAAAGUUGUGGUGGUUAUUUGUACACAGACAGUGGUGUGGUCACUUCACCCAACUAUCCGCAAACCUAUCCUCCUAACCUUAAUUGUUCUUGGCAUGUUAUGGUUACUGUUGGCUUCAUCAUUGGCAUCCAUUCUGAGGAGCUCUUCCAGGUGAUAAAUGAAGAUGCUGCCUGCAGUCGUGGAGAUUAUGUUGAGCUUAGGAAUGGACCAGAUCUUUCUGCCCCACCGUUAGGACCUAGCAGCAGGAAUGGACGCUUUUGUGGUAGCAAUUCCCUUUCUACAAUGUACACCACAGACAACCAGCUAUUUGUCCACUUCCUUUCUGAUAGCAGUAAUGGAGGGCAAGGUUUCAAACUGAAGUACGAGGCAAAGGGUCUUGCUUGUGGAGGGAACUUCUAUAUCAGCCAGUCCAACCCCUCGGGAUUUGUGUCUUCACCUGGCCAUCCUGGCAACUACCCACCACAUGCCGAUUGUGUGUGGACAAUCAUUGCUCCCUUUGGGGCUGCAGUGGAGCUGCAGUUUGAAGAUCACUUUGAUAUCCAGUCUUCACCCAACUGCACAUUAAGUUACCUUGAAUUGCGAGAUGGUGCCGAUGCCAAUUCACCAGUAAUCGCCAAGCUUUGUGGGAAUUCUUUACCAGGCAUUCAAAGGUCAUCUGGUUCUACCUUAUAUAUGAGAUUUCGUUCAGACAGUAUAGACCCACACACUGGAUUCAAUGUCAAGUAUUCAAGAGCUGUUUGUGGUGGAACACUGACGGGACAAAACGGAGUCAUUGAAAGUGUCGGAUUCCCUGAUCUCCACUAUCCAGACAAUUUGCUGUGUGAGUGGUUUCUCCGCGGACCUGUGGGUCAUUUUCUCACCAUUCGCUUUGAAGCACUAGAUAUCCAGAACUCAUCUGAGUGUGGCUAUGACUACCUGGAAAUUCGAGAACAGUAUGCGUCAGGGGAUUUAUUAGGUAAAUACUGUGGUGCUAGUAUACCCAGUGCAUUGGACACCUCCAGCAACUUGGCUUACAUCAAGUUUGCCUCUGAUGGAUCCAUCAAUGCUCCAGGCUUCAGACUACAUUUUUCUGCUAGUGUUGAAGAGUGCGGAGGUGAUCUCCGCGGCACUGUUGGGACAUUUACGUCCCCCAACUAUCCAAAUUCUGCCCUGCACAAAUUAAAAUGCAAAUGGAGAAUCAUGGUGCCAUUGGGACGCCGGGUCACCCUUACCAUUCAUGACAUGACUUUUGGACUCUACCAGAACUGUAGCUCGAAUUAUGUGGCUGUUCACAAUGGCUUUGGUGAAAAUGCACCUCGACUCUCCACGCUGUGCGGUUUGGUGGCUCCAGGGACUCAGGUGAAAUCCUCUGGAAACAAGAUAACCGUCGUCAUGGUCAAAAGUCACGAUGGUUUUGAGGCAAGCUUCAGAAUUACAUAUGCUUCUGAUGAAGAAUCAGUGUGUGGCAGCCAUCUGCUCAGUUCAGGUGGUGGGAAUCUCACUUCUCCUGGUUAUGAUGGCACCAGCAAUUAUGCAAACAACCUGAACUGUGAGUGGGUCAUCCAAAAUCCGCAGCCAUCCAUCACAACUCUUUACCUUCUCUUUGGAGAUUUCUACUUGGAGCAACACAUCAAUUGCCAGAACGACUACUUAGAAAUCCGGAGAGGGGAUUCUGAUGGAGAGCUCUUAUACCGACUAUGUGGCCACAGCCCACCUCAGCAUCCACUGCUAAUAGCAGCUCCUCAGACCUGGAUACAAUUUUUGAGCAAUGAUCAAAAUACAGACAAGGGAUUCUUCAUCCACUAUGGAUCUCUGGCCUGUGGUGGUGUAAUGGAAGGUGAAAGUGGAAUUAUCUCAAGCCCUAACUACCCAUCACCUUACAAUAGUUCUAGCCAUUGCUCCUGGCUCUUGGUAGCACCAGAGGGACAUACCAUCAAUCUUACUUUUGUGGACUUUGAAAUUGAAAAUCAUAGGACCUGUAGAUGGGACUCGGUCACCAUUCUGAAUGGUGGAUCUCCGAGUUCUCCUGUCAUUGGACGAUACUGUGGAACUUCAUCACCAGGCACCAUUCAGUCAGGCUCCAAUCAGUUAUUAAUAAACUUCAAUUCCGACCACUCAGUGCAGGGAGAUGGUUUCUAUGCCACAUGGACUGCAGACUCUUUAGGAUGUGGGGGCAUCCUUCAUUCUGAAAAUGGCACCAUCCAUUCUCCCUACUGGCCCCAGGACUUUCCUAGUAACAUUAGGUGCUCGUGGACAAUAAUUACCCAUGAAAGCAAACAUUUGGAGAUAACCUUCAGUGAGAAUUUCCAGAUUCCAGAUAGCUACGGGCAGUGUCAGAGCAGUUAUGUGAAGGUGCUGAGAGGACGUGAUAAUGAACAGGAAGAUGCAGUAUUAGCUGUUGGGUGUGGAAAUUCAGCUCCCGGACCUAUUGUUGCGCCAGGAAAUGUGAUGACAGUAGUGUUUCAGUCACAGGACAUCCCAGGACGUGGCUUUUCUGCAUCUUUUAUAAGCAGGUGUGGAGCGAACUUCACUGCGCCAUCAGGUCGAAUAGCCUCUCCUAAUUUUCCCCAUCAAUACGACAACAACAUGAAUUGCAAUUAUAUCAUAGAUGUGGAACCACAGUCCAUUGUCAUCCUACGUUUCCAAACGUUUGGUCUGCAGUCUCAUAAUGCCUUAGGAGAUUGUGCUUAUGAUGGAGUGAAGGUCUUCAGAGGGGACAGAGCCGGUCCUUACCCCGAAGAAACGUUUUGCGGCAAUGAAAUCCCUCAUCCUAUCAGCAUCGUUGGAUCCACACUGUUGAAUUUCUACACAGAUUCUCAUAUUGUUGGCGUCGGAUUUCUGGCCACUUAUGCUGCAAUUCCUUGUGGCGGCGUAUUCAACAGCUCUCGAGGUACAGUCAGGAGCCCUACCCAUUCAUUUACUGAGUACCAUCACAACAUGAACUGUUCGUACUACAUCACUGUCAGAAGCAACAAGAUAGUGGCACUCAAGUUCAACAGCUUCCACCUUGAAGCAUCCUCAUCUUGCCACAAGGAUUCUGUUACUGUGUAUGAUGGCCUGAACAUAUACGCUCCGCUCCUGGGCACGUUCUGCGGUGUGGCCCUCCCACCUUCUAUCAAGAGCUCCGCAAACAACUUGCUCCUGCUGUUCAGGACUGAUUCCUCUGGAACAGCCAAUGGAUGGAGAGCAUCGUUCAGAGAGACACUAGGCCCUCAGCAAGGCUGCGGUGGUUAUCUGACAAAUUCAAGUGACAGCUUUGGCUCGCCAGAUUCCGACAUGGACGGCAAAUAUGACAAAGAUCUUGAAUGUGUGUGGGUUAUAGCUGCCCCCAUAAACAAGCUGAUCAAUCUCACCUUUAACACUUUUCAACUGGAAGCAGAAUCGUCUGUUCAAAACUGCCGCUAUGACUAUGUCCAACUGUUCGAUGGUAGUAAUGAAAAUGCUACAGUUGUUGGCAAGUUUUGUGGCUUCAGAGUUCCAGCUCCUUUUCUUUCUACUGACAACUUCUUGACCAUUAAGUUUGUCACUGACAUGUAUGUAGAAAGAGCAGGUUUCAAUGUUACCUACACUACUGUGGACAGACUGUGCGGAGGUGUGUUUAAUGCAACUUCAACCAGCCAAACAGCGACAUCGCCCUACUUUCCAGAAGCAUAUCCUCCCUUUACGUACUGCAGAUGGGUUAUUGAUGCUCCUCCUGAGCAACAUGUGAAAAUAGUGGUGCAAGAAUUCCACCUCCAGUCCAGCCAGGACUGCUCUCAGAAUUAUCUCGAGUUCCAAGACUCACCACUGGGCAAUCCAGAACAUGCUGAUCAGGUCCACCGAUUUUGUGGUUCCGAAAAUCUUGCGAUUCCUGUGGUUUAUUCUUAUGGGCGGACUGCUGUUGUAAUUUUCAGAUCAGAAGCCUAUGUGGUUAAUAAUGGACUUAGCUUCUCUUACCUGACUUCAGGCUGCAACAGAGAAUACAACCAAUCAUUUGGCUAUCUGAAAAGCCCGGGCUGGCCUGAUCCUUACCCUCACAACUUGGAUUGUACUAUUAUUCUGCGGUCCCCACUAAAUCACACCAUCUCUCUCUUUUUCAAUUCCCUUAACCUACAACACAAUGGAUGCCAUGAUUUCUUAGAGGUCAGAAAUGGUAGUGAUGCAAACUCUCCACUGCUUGGCAAGUACUGUGGAAACACCCUACCCAAUCCUGUAUUUGCCAAAAAUCAUGCUGUGUAUCUCCGUUUCAAAAGUGACAUCCUAGCUUCCAGUGAAGGUUAUGAAAUCACUUGGACUUCAUCACCAACUGGAUGUGGUGGUACUUUAUAUGGUGAGACUGGUUCAUUUGCCAGCCCUGGGUACCCAGCUUCUUAUCAGAAUCAGACAGACUGCGAGUGGACAAUUAAAGCCCCCCAAGGAAGGGCUGUUACCGUCCAUUUUGCUUUCAUCAGCAUUGAUGAUCCUGGUGACUGUAGCAGCAACUAUCUGAAACUCUAUAAUGGACCGGACAGUAGCCAUGCAUCUAUGGGACCAUAUUGUGGAAUGGACACCAACAUUGCUCCAUUUACAGCUGCAUCACAUGAAGUGUUUAUAAAAUUCCAUUCAGAGUAUGUAACUCUACCAUCAGGAUUUAGGCUAACUUGGAGCAGCUGAAAUAAUGCUUCUGUGGAAAAAAUACAAUUAUUCAGUACUUCUCUGUAUUGAAGAGACUUCAAAGAAUAUAAUUGUCUCCAUAAAUACAAUAAAAUUAUUUUGGUCAA
Molecule: messenger RNA, 11036 nt
Organism: Podarcis raffonei (Aeolian wall lizard)
Lineage: Eukaryota; Metazoa; Chordata; Lepidosauria; Squamata; Lacertidae
Gene: CUBN
Product: cubilin
Exons: 67
Coding region: 19-10929 (3636 amino acids)
Molecular function (GO): calcium ion binding
Source: RefSeq, a predicted model, not a curated record